AUGUACCACCACUUGCAGUGGCAGGAAGGUUCCGAAGAGUUUUUGUUGACUGGUCCACCUGAUUUCAUUGUGCGUGUGUUCCUGGCCACGUUUGCAACGCGGUCGUACAAUGAGAAAAUGAACCAGCAAGGCCAGCCAGAGGCUGCGCAGGCAGCCAUCGCAGACUGCGACGACGAGCUGGGCAUGGAGGAAGCGCAAGAGUACCGCCAACGUGUGUCCAAGUGGGUGAGGGGCAGCCUUGAGUGCAUGCAGGAUCCCAUGUUCUGGUUUUUCGUCUGGGCUGCCAACAAGUCUCGUGAGCCCGUGAGACAUGUCUUUAACAUCUUGUCAUCGUACUCCAAGCAGAUGUCUGCUAGAGUUCGCUCGCCGGAUUCCUGUCCAUGUCCAACCUCAGAACUUCCGAUAGUUGAUUUCGUCACCAACAGAUUGGACCAGAUCGAUGAGGAGUUCCUUCGUUUGAGGCAAGAGGUACCGGCAUGGACUCGU
Symbiodinium necroappetens is the source of this 486-nucleotide messenger RNA. Lineage: Eukaryota; Dinophyceae; Suessiales; Symbiodiniaceae. The record is from the annotation of a GenBank genome assembly.